Messenger RNA from Haplochromis burtoni (Burton's mouthbrooder), 3380 nucleotides. RefSeq names its product family with sequence similarity 117 member Aa (gene fam117aa). The transcript is spliced from 7 exons. The record is from RefSeq and is a predicted model, not a curated record. Lineage: Eukaryota; Metazoa; Chordata; Actinopteri; Cichliformes; Cichlidae. The coding region runs from base 1904 to 2941 and encodes 345 amino acids.
UCCCGAAACCCCCAAAUCUGCUAUGAUACUGUGAUGGAGUUGCUAUAAUCGAAUGAACUUGGUCUCAAUUAAUCUCAGUUUGUUCUGUACCAGUGCUUCUGUUAGUGCAGGAACACAGUGUGAACCUGUUGAAUCAAUUGCAUAAAAGGCAAACUUGUGUGUGCUGUGCUUCUCCUGGAUGUUAACGAUUUCUAUAGAGGACAAGAUAUCUGAUGUUAGCUCUGCAGGUGUCUGGUGGUUCCAGUUCGGCGCGGCGGGUGGAAGGCAGCCAACUGGAAAUACUCGUUUUUGUUCUUCUUUUAAAAAAAAAAUCUGCUUCUCUUCCCUCGCUGUUCCCCCCCCUCGACUGUAUCUGCUCCUAACUAGUGCACAAAGCCUGGAGUAACAUCGCCAAGCUCCGCAAGCUUCGUCUUCUCUCCUGACACAGUUUAAACGCGAACGAACCCCCUUUGCCUCCAUUGUGAGACACAGGCCCCUCCUGACCUCAUUAUACAGGCACCCCAUCCCCCAGCACUCCCCAAAAACCACACUAACACGUACUCAGCAGCACCCCACCCAGCACCUCCUUCUGCCAUAGUUCCUCUGCAUUAUGUCAGAUGAUAUGACUAGUUGUUUGGUGUUACUUCAUUCUUUACUUUGCACACUACUGCACCUUUUUAUUCCAGUCUGUGUUAGAAUAAUCACUUAGUGAAUCAAAUGAAAGUAACUGCAACCAAUUAAUCAAUUAAAUGUUUGAGGCAAUUACAUUUGAUUUUAGUCUGAAUUAGUGCCUGCAGCUCUUUGAGUUUUGUUGGCUUGUUUUUGAGCUAAAUGCUAACAUUAUAUUAACAUGCUGACAGUCAACAAUGUUUUAGCAUUUUGCUAAUUAGCACAAAGCUGAUGGAAUCUCAUCCUCGUCAUCCUCAUCUUCGUUCGACUGCUCCCUUUAGGUGUUGCCACAGCAGCCAGCAUCUCACCCUAUUCUUUGCUUCCUCUUCUGUCACACCAUGUCCUCCUUCACUACAUCCAUGAAUCGUCUGUAGUCUUCCUAAAUCUUCGACAUCCUUUGUCCAAUAUGUCCGCUGGCCCUUCUCUGCACACGUCCAAACCAUCUCAAUCUUGCCUCUCUAACUAACUUUUAAUCACCUUGGUGGUUAAAAAUGAUCUUGACACACUCAAUAGUUGUUGAGAUUGCAGAUCUCAUUAGAGUUUUCUUUAAUUUGACCUAUUAAAGUAGCAGCAGUUAAAUAUAGUAACCUUUAAAAAUGAAAACUCUGAUUGGGACUUCUUAAAUCUGAGGUUCUGCAUAAAUGAAGAAUUUUUUUUUUGUUUUUUAUAGAAUUAGCCCAAAAUGUAAAGGAAAUAAUAUUUUUUUCCACCUUGUUCACUAUAUUAAAAAAAUAAAUACCAAGCACAUUUUAAUCAGUGCCUCAAGCUGGAAAUAUUAGCCAUGGAGACCAAGUGCUUUGGUACCUUGGGGUCUUUUUAUAGGUUCGUGUUCCAUGAUCCCUUGUCCAUGUUUUGGGGAGGGUGGGGUUUUUGAUGUUGGAUGGUGGGGGAGGUUGGUAGCCGUAACUCUACACCAAUGCCACUGUAUGACUGACUCAUGCUGCUUUCGGACUUAUUUAGCCUGGCGACAGAGUACGUAUGAGUCGACUGAAGAGGAGAUGAUGUCGGUGUUUUUCUACAGGCAGUAAUGGCACCAGUAAGACUUCCCUGAGCUGUGAGGCCGAGCACCUUGUGUUUCGGGGGACAGAAAUUCACAAUGCAGUCACGGUGCAUGGUUGCCUGUGAGUGGCUUAUGAAUAGACUGGACACCAGGGAGUGGAUCAGAUUCUUUGAAAGUGUGUGAAGCAGUUGACCCUAAACGUGGAGGCACCAGAACCUAGAGUAUCGGAUCCUGUUGCUUAAGUUGACCCGUGUGAUGAUGAAUGUCCAGUCUACUGCAUACAACCAACAGUCAGCAGCAAACAACCCAGCUCCCACUGGUAGAAGAUCAAGAGUCAAUGUGAAGAAAUCGACUCCAAGUUCCUGGGCAGAGGAAACCCGGGGAAGACGAAGUGCUGGUGGGCACAAGCGCUCAGCUUCUUGGGGCAGUGCAGAGCACCUAAGGGAGGUGGCCAAGCUGAGACACCAGUUGCAGAAGCGUUCCCGCCAUGCCCCUCCCUCAGCAGGAUGCGAGCUCCCCCCCCACCCCCUGCCUGCAGGUCAUGCAGCAGGAGUCACUCAGACGAUGCCGCUGAUGCCGCUGAACAGACUUGCUCCACGGCUGCGACGGAGCGUCGAGGGCCUCAACUUAGAGCUGGAGGAAGUGUUUGUGUGUGAAAAACAAGACGAUCAGCAUGAGAUUUUGGAUAUCCCAGAUGGCCACAGAGCUCCCGCCCCUGCCCAGAGAUGCAGCAGUGGCUCUCAGAGUGACCCCUCACCGGGGCCACUGGAUCCUUCCCUUCUUUCUCCUUCUCAAUCCCCUUGUAUUCUUGAUACGUCACUUCUGACACCUUCAGGUUCACCUUGUCCUUUGAAUCCAUCACUUUUAUCCCCAUCCCAAUCUCCCUGCACCAUGGGAGAGCCAGAGCCUGUGGACUAUGAGAUCUUGUGUCCCUCUCCAUCAGCAUCGCUUCCUUCAUUUGCACUGGAUCCUCCUCUGCUGCAGGCCUGCUCCUCUUCGCCUCGUCCCAACAAAACCUACUCUUUUCAGCGCGAACCGCCAGAAGGCUGUGAGCGAGUUCGAGUGUGUGAAGAAGCAGUCUCUGCCUAUCAGGAUGAGACUCUCCUCCAGUCAUCCUGCCCUGACCCCAAUAAAGUCAAUUUCACCCCCCACGGAGGCUCAGCUUUCUGCCCGGUCAGUCUUUUGAAGCCCCUCUUGCCCUCCAUGGACCUCCUCUUUCGUGGCCUGUCGGUAUCUCCCGUCACUGGCUGCUCAGGUCAGGCCUCUCCUACCAGGCACCUGGGCAUGCAGUAGGUGGAUAUCUGAGCAGAGUCUCUCAGGACUGAACCACAUUGCACUGCCAGGACAAGCAGAAACUGGAUGUGAUAUAUAUAUAUUUUUAAUGCAUCGUGACAAUGGACAGUGUUGCAUCACUGCUGUAACACGCCAUCAUCACUGUGAUCAAAAUAACCUUUGUGACUGUGAAGAUUUGUUGCUGUCAUACUUUAGAAUAACUGUGGCCUAAAUUCUGCCCGCUUUAUCUUUUGUUUUGUUUUUUUUGUUUUUUUUCCACCUGCAGGAAGCUUUGAUUCAGCUGAUAUUUACCUCAUCAGCACUUAAACUGUCCUAGUAUUCAACCGUAUGAGGCAUGGAUUAGACUGCGGGAUUUAAGUUGUGGAAAUGCUUGAAAAGCUUUAUAAAUACUUGCGUUUAUUAAGUCAUUCUUUUGCAUUAAAAUUGUUCUAGUUAGAGA